AUGCUCUCUCGCUCCAGCAGGUCAUUGCUACGCACCGCCGCUACGAGGCGGUACCUCUCCAGUCGCGCCUCGGGCGUCUUGAGUGCACUGGAUAUUCCGACUUCUGGCGCGGAAUUAGACGGCGUAUACGAUGGCGCAUGGAAGGGCUCCGGUGAGCUGCUCGAAAGUGUCUGUCCGACGACGGGCGAGGUGCUUGCGCGCGUCAAGACCGCCACACCGUCCGAGCUCGAGGGCGCGAUAGCCCGCUCUCGCGAGGCGUACGAGCAUCUCUGCCUGUUGCCUGCACCACAACGCGGAGAGAUCAUCCGUCAGAUCCGCGAGGCGCUCUCAGCGAAGCGCGAGGCUCUCGGUGCCCUCGUGUCGCUCGAGAUGGGCAAGAUCAAGACGGAGGGUAUCGGUGAGGUGCAGGAGUUCGUCGAUAUCUGCGACUACGCAGUUGGCCUCUCCAGGAUGAUGAAUGGCCGUUUGAUAGCUUCAGAGCGCCCUGGCCAUUCUAUUCUCGAAGUCCCGAACCCUCUUGGCGUAGUAGCCGUCCUCUCAGCGUUCAACUUCCCCGUUGCAGUCUACGGCUGGAAUCUCUCCAUCUCACUCGCAGCGGGUAACGCAACCCUGUGGAAGCCAUCUCCUACUACGCCGCUCGUCUCGAUCGCGACAACCAAAAUGGUGUCAAAGGUGCUUGAGAAGAAUGGUCUUCCUGGCGCUGUUGCCGGACUUGUAACGGGUGGGCAGUCCGUUGGCGAGACUGUCGUUGGUAGCAAAGACAUCGACAUGGUUUCGUUCACUGGUAGUGAGCGCGUCGGCCGCAUCGUUGGGAAGAACGUACAGGACCGCUUCGGCAAGGUGCUCCUCGAACUUGGUGGCAACAACGCUGCGAUUGUGAUGCCCGACGCCGAUCUGUCUCUCGCUGUCCCUGCUGUAUUCUUCGGCGCAGUCGGCACAGCCGGUCAACGCUGCACCUCAACGCGUCGUCUCUAUCUGCACAAGUCCAUCGCACCCGAGUUCAUGUCGCGUCUUCAAAAAGCAUACAGCUCACCGGCUAUCAAGCCCGGCGAUCCUCUGGACUCCGCCACCCUCCUGGGCCCGCUGCACACCCGUAGUGCGUUAGGUAUCUACGACGAAGCCAUCUCCGAGCUCAAGAAGAGUGGCGGUGAGGUCGUUGUGGGCGGUGCGAAGUUCAGUGGGUUGCAGGACCCGCUCAGCGGAGGCAACUUCGUACAGCCCACCAUCGCACGCCCUGGCUCAUCUGACCCGGCGCACCCCGUUUGGUCGACCGAGCGCUUCGCUCCCAUCCUGAACGUCGCGGAGUUUGAAGAUCUUGAGGAGGCAAUCAAGUGGAACAACGCUGUUCCUCAGGGUCUGUCUUCGUCACUGUGGACCAGGGAUGUGAGGAACGUCGGUAAAUGGAUCGGGCCCGCUGGCAGCGACGCUGGUAUUGUCAACGUCAAUGUUGGGACCAGUGGCGCGGAGAUCGGUGCUGCAUUCGGUGGGAACAAGAGUACCGGCUGGGGAAGAGAGAGCGGUGGUGAUGCAUGGAAGCAGUAUGUGCGCUGGAGUGCUUGCACGGUCAACUUCUCGGAUGCCGCGCCACUCGCGCAGGGUGUCAACUUCAACGUCUGA
Molecule: messenger RNA, 1617 nt
Organism: Peniophora sp. CBMAI 1063
Lineage: Eukaryota; Fungi; Basidiomycota; Agaricomycetes; Russulales; Peniophoraceae
Source: the annotation of a GenBank genome assembly